UUGUUAAAAAAAAAUAAAAUAAAAAAACAGUAAACACACUCAGUACCUGGACUAAACUCUCUUUUCUUGACUUGUGUAGAGGAAGUGAAGAGAUAUGAUUCAUCAUCGUCACAACGACACCCUGCUCAACCGCCCCUGUGCUGUUUUUACUCCACACAGAUUAACCAGGCGGAGCUUGACAAAGUUUUGACAGGCCGUUUCCCUGUUGCUGUACGUAUGGGAACCUAAGGAAAAAAAUGUUUCCUGUAGCUCUUUAAAUAUAACAUGAAAAGGCAAAGGUAAGUAAGUUGAAGGACAGUGACUAAUUCAGAGGAAAACAGGAGAUCAUUCAGAAAGAAGCAGAUUCGAUGUCCAGGCUUCCAGACGUAGCUGAGCACUCAUCUGAGGUGAGACAAUACAUGUGGUGUAGGAACAGGAAGCUUUCACACUAAGCUGAUUAGUUUGAUGGAACCAGACUCUCUCGUAACAUCUGAGCUUUCAUUGCAAUGGUUAGUUGACUUUUUGUUCUUUAGAAUCAGAAUGGUGAACUCACGGGCAAUAAAGGUGGUCUGUUGGAGAGCAGCAAAAUUAAGGUUAAUGUAUGUAAAGCUAUUGUAUGUUUUGUCUUAAUGUACUUGAGAGUUCAUAUUAUGGUUUUAUUUAUGAGAAUACUGUUGUGAAUCUGCAUUGAUUGUGCUUUACAAUAAAUAAAAUGGAAUGGAAUGGAAUAUAGGCAGACUGCAUGGAAGAAUCUGAUUUAGUAAUAUGUAAAAGCUAUAGCAGUGGCAUGUUUCUGAGAAGAAUAAUUGAAUCUUUUCCCAGAGCAAGCUUACUGAGAGUGAGCUGUCCACUCUUAAUGAUCAUCCAUCAGGCAAUGAUAACCCAAAGGGGAAAGCUGCCAUUUUCAGCCAUUUGUUUAAAAGAACUAAAACAUGGACGAGACUCCCUGCACAAGAGGGGGAGGCAAGAGACUUCCUUACUGAAACUGACCACAAAUCAGGCAAACCCUCAGGAGAGGAAUCUCAUGGUCAAAUGAGAUGCCUGUAGAGUGGCACAUACAUUUUAAGCUCAUGAUUAUGAUCUUAUAUUAAAGAUAAUGCAAACGUAUAAGAGAUUGGGCUCAGGAUGGCUUCACUGCCACCACUGACAGUCUGUCUAGCCAACACAGCAUUAAGGAAGAGCUAUCAUUACAACAUGGAGAACUCUCAGCUGGCGAUCAAAGCAAAACACAAAACAACAACACCAUGGAAGAACAAGCACUGAAAAGUGAUUUUUUAGGCAGUGACAAUCUUGAGGGAAAUUCCCUGUUUAAUUUUCUCAAAACAUUUCCUAGAGGACCUGAGGAUACUUCUGAACAGAACAGCCCACCGUUACACAUUAAACUGCUGGCCUGUAAUGACAAUCUAUUAUAUCUCUCCAACAACAACUUAAAGGAUAAUUCAGGAAAGCGAAGUGGCACUUUCCGCAGUUCCCCAAAACCAGCGUUACGUUUUCCUGCUGAAACGGACCCACUAAGCGAGCACAUUGAAUUUACAGACUGGGAUUAUAACGUCUUGGACACUGGCAUUGAAAAGAAAUCUGUCCCCAGGAAAUACCAUGACAAGAAACUCUCUAACAGUAAUAACAAAGUUGUGUCAUUUAGAGUCAAGAGAACUCUACCUAGAAGGCCCACAUUUUCAUGCAGUACGCAGGAUUCAGAUCAAGAGGACAUGAUUGAGGAGCCAUUGGAAAUGCAGCAACUGGGGGAAAAUGAGGACUGUACUUUUGAAAUCCUGCCACUGGAGAUGGCCGCCUACCCAACAGAUUUAAAUUCUUUAGAGACAGAUGAGGAUGAUGACUUGAUGGACUGGUGGAAAACUGUUGAGGGUUGGAGUGAAUGGAAUGUAACGGCAAAUUUUCAGGAGGACAAUGAGGAGCGGACUGUGGAGGCUGCUGCAGACCGUGUGUUCAUGGCUGCCCGUCUCUUUGUCAAUCUGUUCAACCAGCGUGGGGCAACUCUGCAACAUCAUAUUUUAGAGUUGCUUGCUCUGGCAGACUCUGCUGACAACUUUCAUAAGAAGACUGUGAGUGCAGCUGUUGGAGGGGGCGUAGCUAGUGUGGCAGGGGGCAUAGCCACCAUUACCGGCCUCAUCUUGGCACCCUUCACCUUUGGCACUUCCACUAUCGUCACUGCGGUUGGUAUAAGUGUAGCAACAGCUGGAAGUAUCACCUCAGCCACGGCUAACAUCACCGAUGCGGUUCAAUCCAAGAUGGAUCGCAAGAAGGUGGAGAAGAUGAUCCAAGGCUACCAGAAUGAGAUCAGUGACAUCAGAGAUUGUCUGGAGUUCAUGCAGGAAGGAAUGAACACCCUACAGAAAUGGGAUUUUAAGGGGUACUCUGAGAGUGUGGUCAACACAAGUCUUAGCCGUAACAUAAAGCAUGUGUUGAAGGAAGGUGGACGAGCAGGAAGAGCCCUUAUGAUAAAUACAGAUAGGCUUAUCAGCACUGUGAAAGUUUUAGGUGUUGCUGGAGGUGCUGCCAAAGCAGCCAAGGCCGUCAGUAUCACCACAGGGGUCAUGUCCACUCUCUUCCUUGCCCUGGAUGUCUUCUUUCUUGCCAAAGACUCCAAUGAACUUCGCAAAGGUGCUAAGACCAAAUUUGCCUCCAAGCUCAGAGAAGUGUGCAAAGAGCUUCAACAUGGCCUACUAGAACUAAACAAAGUGAAGACUCAGCUUCAAAAGACCAUGGAUGGAAUUGAAGUGGAAGAAUAUGAGGAAGAGGAGGAGGAUGAAGACCAUUGUGAGUCAGAUCCUGUUAAACUGGCUCUACUUGAGCAAGAAAUCGAUCAGUUGGAGAAGAAACUUGACCAGAAAACUAUGCUACAGCAAAUGAACCGAGAUGCUGAGAAAGAGAUCCCGAAAAAAGAAAUAAAAUGAGGAGACAAAGAGAUGAGUGAACGAUAAGGGGUCUUAUCCGUGAGCCAACAUAUGGGAAACAACAAAAGCACUAAACUGAACAGUUUGAAAGGAAAAAUGGUAAGUGGGAAGACACAAAAAUGAAGAGGAAUAAAGCAGUUGAUUUGAAAGGUCCUGGAAAGAUAUAGAAAAUAGAAAACUUUACAGAUGUUAAGGGGCUGAAACCCAAUUAUAAGAGGAAUUGAAUAUUUCUGGAUUAAUGAGACAGAAAAAAAAGAAGCCUAAUAACACUCAUGUUAUUCAGAAAAAUCAAAGAUGAUAUAGUAAGAAAAAAAGAGAAAAACAAGUAGAUUUGCGUUUUUUUUUUUUUAAAUACCAGUGGAUGCAAAGUAGUAAGAAAAUAGGUUAAAGUUUUAAUUCUAUAUAAGUCAAGUGAAAGUCGUGACAUUUGCCAAGUAUGGUGCAAAAUGCUGCAUCAGAAACAUUAUUCCACUCAUCAUGCAUCUUUUAUUUCCUGUGUGCUUCACACAGGAAUCAACAUAUAUUCUAUGGUAAUCACCAUUAAGUAUGCAGAUGAAAAAUCGAAAUAAAUGUUUAGGGUUGUGGGUUUAAAACAAACCAUUAAACUUUGAUAUUUAGGUUAUCAAUAAAGUUCAUUCUUGUGAGCACUGUAAAUAAAUAAAUUCAUGAGAAUGUGUGUGAAAAAAACAAACCACUGUAAAAAUGUGAAGGGCUUAUAGAGGAUAAGGGUUGAGUCAGAAACUUUAGCCUCAAUCUAUUUCCCAUGACCUGUAGUCUAUAAUUAAGAUUUUCACAACUAACAACACACACACAAAUAUUUUUUUUUCAGUUCCUUCAGCAUUAUAUCCAAGAAGCAUUCUUUUGUGGCUUUACAUUAAUCAAAUUGUUCUUUUGGACAACUUGGAUCCAACUUAAACCAGUACUGACAGAGUGAACUACUAACAUUUCUAGGUAAAUCUAGAUAUAUUUUCUUUAUGAGUGCGAGAACUUUAAAUGAGCAGUUGUUGGAGCUGACCUAGUGGGUAGUUCAUGUGUUCCAACACAUGAAUCUUUGGGGUAUGUGCAGGUGACACUAGUUGAUAGAAGUGGAUUUUUCUAUUUUGUCUUCUCUGUUUUUAUGCUGGGCUUUAUGCAGCAAAGAUGUAAUGUUUUUUUGUUAUUUUUCUGUAUUAUUUAUUUUUUGUACAUUUACUGUAUAUACAUUUUUGUAUGUAUAUUGUUGUUAUAUAUAUAUUCUGCAUUUUCUGUAUUUUCUGUUAGUCUAAUAAUAAGUAGUUUGUUUAUGAUUUAACAUUUAUUUUUAAAAAUGCUUCCUAAAAUGUGUUAUUUUUCUCUGGAUUUAUGCAAUGCAUAAAAGUAUUUUUUUUUAAUGAAUGCAAAAUGCGUUUUUGGUAUUUAUUUUGUAAUAAAUAGCCUAACCCUUCUCUUAUAAAACAUCAGUUUGUUCAAUCCAAAAUGAAUGUUUAUUGGCAAACAUGUUAAAGAUAGGUCGACAGGCUGUCGAGCCAUUGUUAUCAGAUGUUUCCUCAAGUUUAUUCAGCGUACCCACAAAAUCAAGAUAAGCAUCUAUCUAUCGACAAUAAAAUCUCCUACUUU
This is a messenger RNA of Carassius gibelio (silver crucian carp), 4490 nucleotides long. RefSeq lists its product as uncharacterized. Gene Ontology annotation, biological process: lipid transport; lipoprotein metabolic process. The transcript has 20 exons. The coding region runs from base 1224 to 2894 and encodes 556 amino acids. NCBI's taxonomy places the organism in Eukaryota, Metazoa, Chordata, Actinopteri, Cypriniformes, Cyprinidae. The record is from RefSeq and is a predicted model, not a curated record. Gene Ontology annotation, molecular function: lipid binding. Gene Ontology annotation, cellular component: membrane; extracellular region.